Molecule: messenger RNA, 1223 nt
Organism: Neoarthrinium moseri
Lineage: Eukaryota; Fungi; Ascomycota; Sordariomycetes; Amphisphaeriales; Apiosporaceae
Exons: 2
Source: RefSeq, a predicted model, not a curated record
AUGGAGACUGAUCAUCUACCAAUCACGAUUAGCGACCACGCGGAGAAACUCACGUGCGACAUCACAGACAUAUCGGGAUACGAUAUGAUAUUAGGGAUACCCUGGUUACGAGCGAGUAAUCCCAGAGUUAACUGGAGAACCGGCCAACUCCAGUGGGACACGCCAGGAAGGAAUUACGCCUCUACGCAGCCGCGAGAAAGCGCCGCAAACGAAUUCAGAAAGACACUUCGGAUCAACGUCAUAAUCAAGGAAUCUAAGGCAAAAGUCAACAUCGCAAUACCCGAAGAAUACCAAGACUACGCCGACCUGUUCAGUGGAGAACUGAAGACAGGACUACCACAGCACACGCAAUUCGACCACGAAAUACCCCUCAAAGAAGGAGGAAAGACACACUUCAUACCGACAUAUCGAUUGCGACCAGAACACGAGGAAGCACUCAAAGAAUAUCUCGACGAGAACCUAAGAAAAGGUUACAUCCGCCCAUCAACAUCAGAGGCAGGAUACCCAAUCCUCUUUGUACCAAAGAAAAGCAAAGACGGAAAAACGAAAUGGAGACUCUGCAUCGACUUUCGCAAGCUCAACGAAAACACAAUCAAAAACCGAUACCCGCUACCACUGAUUAGCGACUUACGAGACAAACUGCACGGAGCCCAAUGGUUCACUGCACUCGACCUACCAAACGCCUACGGACUCAUACGCAUCAAGAAAGGCGAAGAAUGGAAAACCGCCUUCAGAACCAAAUACGGACACUACGAGUACUUGGUUAUGCCCUUUAGAUUAACCAACGCACUAUUCGGAAAGAUUGGCACGCCACUGACGAACCUGACGAAAAAGGACCUACCAUUCCGAUGGACAGAAGUCGAGCAGACAGCUUUCGACACCCUAAAGAAACGAAUCACCGACGAACCAGUACUCAAGAUGGCAGACCCAGACAAGCCAUUUGAAGUCGAGACCGACGCGUCCGACUACGCAAUCGGAGGACAACUCAGCCAGCGAGAUGACAACAACAAGCUACACCCAGUAGCGUUCUUCUCGAAAAAGCUCAACGGACCCGAGCUUAACUACCAGAUCCAUGAUAAAGAGCUUAUGGCAGUCAUCGAAGCAUUCCGAGAAUGGAGACACUAUCUUAGUGGAACCACCCACAAGGUCAAAGUUUACACCGACCACAAGAACCUCACAUCUUUCCUUACAAACAAAGAACUCAACAAACGACAAAUCAGAUG